This is a messenger RNA of Acanthopagrus latus (yellowfin seabream), 3599 nucleotides long. RefSeq lists its product as uncharacterized. Bases 1026 to 3140 code for a protein of 704 amino acids. The record is from RefSeq and is a predicted model, not a curated record. NCBI's taxonomy places the organism in Eukaryota, Metazoa, Chordata, Actinopteri, Spariformes, Sparidae. The transcript has 12 exons.
AUGGCUGGAAGUCACACCAGGUACCCUGAAAAACUCUGUAUUAUGUAACCACAAAUUUGCCAGAUAUCUUUGAAAAUCCCUGAAUCCGUAGACACAAACACAGCAGGAGAUGGACCGCCUUCUUGUGAAAAUCGUGUAGUUUUGAUAUCUAUGAAAAUGGCAGAAAAUCUCCCCAAGUCUCCAUAACAGCAUUUGGUUGUGGGGUGCUGUUUAGCUCAGUCGGUAGAGUGUCGCUCCGCCUCGCCUGUUUCCUGUCAUGUCUUCAGCUGUGCUGUCAAUAAAGCCAUCUGAAGGCCAAAUGAAAAUACUUAAUUAAAAACAAAAACAUCUGGUUCUCAGCGUUACAGCCUGAAAAUGAAGUACAUGAAUAAAUACAUAAAUACCAUGCAGGCUUGCUAUAAAUAUGGAUUUUUAAAAAAGUAGAGCCGAAGACUCGCUGCUGUCCGUGACGUCAUCCUCUCAGUUCACACCUCUGCACGACAUCGUCGCUGUGAUUAAAUGAUUAAAAACCCUCUUUACAUUUCUGUAGAUGAAUGUUGUUGUGGAAAAGGACUGUAAGGACUUCCUGGUGUUAUUAUUAGUACGUUACUCUCUGUUUAGAGUAUAAACAGUGUCAGCAGUCCAUCAAAAGUCCCAUUUAUUUCAUUUACUUCACAUGAAACGCAUAACCAAAUUAAUGUUGCAGCUUCCUGGAGGCAGCCGAAGAAAAACAAGUGUGUACAGACAUGAUUUGUAACGUAUACGCUCACAAACCUCCUCUGUUGAAGCAGAUACCAAAGAACAGGUCAUUUGAAUGUGAUCCGCACCGCGCUCAUCGGGGAAAACCGAACCUGGAGAGUGUUGGGAUCAGACUCUGACACAUGCAAAUUGGUCUGCAGCUGAAAACAACACGUGUACUCUGAGCGGCGACGUUUAGUGACAUCAGUCUAUUUACAUACCAGCGGCAGCGAGAAGGGUGAUAAGUAUGAAUACAGCUGCAGGAGAGAGCAUCAGUCACUGUGGAGAGAGGAGGUGAACAAGUCAAGAUGCUGUGGCGUCUGUUGUUCAUCGCUCUGAUCGCAGGAGCACAGUGCAUGAUGAGCGACAGGUGCCCUGAAUCAGCAGGAGAUCUCAUCAACACAACAAACAGCAUCACAUCCCAGUCAUCAGACUUCACACACAAUAGUGUUGACUACUCUUCUGGAAGAGCUACUGAUGGGAAUACGACAGUAUGUGCUCACACCAACAAGGAACAGAAACCCUGGUGGAGAAUUGACCUGCUGGGUGUCUACAACAUUUAUUGUGUCAGCAUCUACAACGAUGCUGGGGACCAUACUAAUGUAAACGGUGCUCAGAUCCACGUCGGAAACUCUCUUGACAACAGCGGCACCAACAACAAAAUGUGUGCAAACAUCACACCCUUCAAAGUUGGAGAGUGGAAUGACUUUACCUGUACUGAACGAGUGUCAGGGCGAUACGUCACCGUGUCCUUUCCAGGAACAAAGACUUUGAUUCUGUGUGAAGUGAAGAUCUACGGGAACAAAACAGAUCUCAUCAACACAGCAAACAGCACCACAUCCCAGUCAUCAGACCUCACGACUGAUUUCCCCUUCAAUUCUGGAAGAGCUGCUGAUGGGAAUAAGACACAAUGUGCAAGCACCAAAUCCGGGCAGGGGGACCACUGGUGGAGAAUUGACCUGCUGGGUGUCUACAACAUUUCUUUUGUCAGCAUCUACAACAAAAUGGAACACAACACUAACAUGACCGGUGCUCAGAUCCACGUCGGGAACUCUCGUGAGAACAACGGCACCAACAACAAAAUGUGUGCAAACAUCACACACUUCGAAGUUGGACAGUGGAAUGACUUCAAAUGUGCUGAACGAGUGUCAGGGCGAUACGUCACCGUGUUCUUACCACAACAAAUUGGUUUGAUUCUGUGUGAAGUAGAGAUCUACGGCAAGAAAAAAGAUCUCAUCAACACAGCAAACAGCAUCACAUCCCAGUCAUCAGACUUCACACCUGAUUCCUUCUACCAUUCUGUAAAAGCUACUGAUGGGGAUAAGACACAAUGCGCAAGCACCAAAUCCGGGCAGGGGGACCACUGGUGGAGAAUUGACCUGCUGGGUGUCUACAACAUUUCUUUUGUCAGCAUCUACAACAAAAUCGAACACAUAUCUAACAUGACCGGUGCUCAGAUCCACGUCGGGAACUCUCGUGAGAACAGCGGCACCAACAACAAAAUGUGUGCAAGGACCACAAACUUCAACAAAGAGCAGUGGAAUGACUUUACCUGUACUGAACGAGUGUCAGGGCGAUACGUCACCGUGUCCUUUCCAGGAACAAGGCCUUUGAUUCUGUGUGAAGUGAAGAUCUACGGCAAGAAAAAAGAUCUCAUCAACACAACAAACAGCAUCACAUCCCAGUCAUCAAACUACACAGAUGAGAUAAAGGUCUCCUACUCUUCUGGAAGAGCUACUGAUGGUGUUGAGACAGUAUGUGCAAACACCAUGGAGGAACAGAAACCCUGGUGGAGAAUUGACCUGCUGGGUGUCUACAACAUUUCUUUUGUCAGCAUCUACAACAAGAAUACACACAAUACUGAUAUAACCAAUGCUCAGAUCCACGUCGGGAACUCUCGUGAGAACAACGGCACCAACAACAAAAUCUGUGCAAACAUCACAAACUUCAACAAAGAGCAGUGGAAUAACUAUACUUGUACUGAGGGAGUGUCAGGGCGAUACGUCACCGUGUUCUUUCCAGGAACAAAGGCUUUGAUUCUGUGUGAAGUGGAGAUCUACGGCAAGAAAAGAGUGUCACCCUUUGAGCUGAUCCAGGAGAACAAGACGUGGGAACAUGCCCUGCAGCACUGCAGAGACAAUAACAUGGACCUGGCUACCAUCCUCAAUGAAGACGACCAGGUCCUGGCUGAGCUGGAGGCCCAGAGAGCCGACACUCCCUUCUUGUGGCUGGGCCUCCACUACACCUGCAUCCUGGAGGUUUGGUUCUGGGUGGCUGAUUAUCGCUUGGAGUUCAACCGCUGGGCUGACGGGGAAAAAACAGGAGACUGUGACAGGAGUGCUGUCAUGAGCAGAGCUGAGGGCCAUCAGUGGUUCAGCAAGUCUGACUACGAUGAGUUUAACUUCAUCUGUCAGAAGUUUUAGUUUUCUCAGCUCCUUUUGUUUUUGUUUUUUCUGAUUUGGAUGAGUGGCAUACACACUGUCUCUGUCAGUGUAUGUAUGGAGCUCACAACCAAACAGAUAUUAUAGGACAUGCAUGCGUCUGUUAGAAGUUUUUAGUCUGUUAGAAGUUUUUAGUCUCUUAUGUAAAAGGAAAUUUGUUGUUUUGAAUCUAUAUUUUGGUGAUUAAUCCUGAUAUGAAAAUGUCCAGAGAUCAGAAAAUGAUGUGAGAUGAAAUGCAAAACUCUUCCACCCGUGUCACCUUUGCUGAUAUGACACAUUUGCAUUUGCAGUAAACAAUAUGUAUAUUUGAAUGACACUCGCUGCACGUUAUUUCCUCUGUAUGCAUUCUGCCUAUACUCAUGUUAAGUUUAUAACAGGGGACACUGAAGACUGAAGAUACAUAUAUUUUGCUUUCCAAUAAAUGUCUAAAUAAAAGUCGAG